This is a messenger RNA of Didymodactylos carnosus, 1734 nucleotides long. The record is from the annotation of a GenBank genome assembly. Lineage: Eukaryota; Metazoa; Rotifera; Eurotatoria; Philodinida; Philodinidae.
AUGUCAACGAACAGAUUUCGUCGUAAUUCGAGUUCGUCGAACUCGUCUACAUCGUCAAAAACGAGGCCUACUCACUGUGUUAUCGAGACAAAUGAUAAAGACAAAAAUGUUACAAUAGCUGUUAUUCCAUUGUCUGCAAUAACAAAUCCUGAUGGAAGAAAAUUAAAAGUUAGGAAAACAUGCACAUUAUUAAAAGCACCACGUAACACACCACGUUCAACUAUCAAAUUUAUUGGAGAAGAAGAUGAAUGUGAGAAUCAUCGAGAAUUGUUACUAUUAACAGAUGGUGAAGAAACAGACGAAAAUUUGGGCAGUACGCGUAGAGAUAAUGAAAGUUUUAAAGCUCCAGACACUAUCGAUGCAAUUGGUGAUUCAUCAGAAUCUGUUACAUCAAAAACAGGUCAGAAUAGAUAUACUCAAAUGAUUGCUGCACCAAGUCCAUUACGAGAAAAACAAGUAGCACGAUCUAGUCCAGUUACGCCACAUGCAGCAGCAACAACGAUUGUUCAUCGAAAUGAUGAUUUGCCAUUAGCACCAGGCACAAAAAGAGCUGCUGAAACAUUGCCUUGUUCUCUUCCUAAACGGAAGAUUGUAACAAGUAGCAGCGGAUGUGGUGGCGGCGACGAUCAGUUACAUGGCAAAGAAGAAGAAGUCGAUCAAAGUCAAACAAAUGAAAUAGUUGGCAAAUUCAAUCGAUUAGUGAAACAAUAUACACAACUUGAAAAAGAUUUUGUGAAAUUACAACGAAAGCAUAAUGAGGUAAAAGCAAAUACCGUUCGUAAUGUUUUGGCUCCGAAGUCGGUUGAACGAGAGGUAAAUGAUAAAUAUGGUACAUCGUUGGGAAUUGAUCCUGGUGUGUUACAAAAACCAACUGAAUACUCUCUAGCUUCACAAGGUGGUUCUUCUGUUCUUUUAUCAGUGUUUUUAAUUGGUUUAGCGUGCGAUAAACCUGCGCAAAGUGACCUGGUGUUAUCUGGAGCGAAUGAUCAUCAUACUAUUCGAGUUUUUCCAUUACCAAGUGAAGAUGAAGUUCCACCGCGAUUAAGAUCAAAUGAAACGUAUGAUGAAGCAAUGAUUAUAUUAGAAUUUCAACGAAACAAAAUAGUGAAGAAAACAAUUGAAAUGAGAAAGAAGGAAUUUUUGGAGAGAAAGGGUCAUUUAGGACCGUGUUCAUUAAGAAAUUUAAAAUACAUUGACAUUGGGAAAUUGUUUUUAUUUGAUUCUUUACAUACUCUUUAUCAUGGAGUGUUGGAUCGCCUACUAACUCUAUGGUUUGACGUCGAUUAUAAGAAAGAAGAUUGGUCAGUUCGUCAUCAUAUUGAUUCAGCUGCUGAUCAGCUCUUAAAAAUACGUUAUCCUUCGACUACGACACGUGCUCCAAGAAGUCUCCUCGAAUACACAAGAUACAAAGGCAGUGAACAACGGUGUAUUCUUUUAUUUGGAUUUAUUAUUUUAAAAAGGUUUCUGAAGAAAGAAUAUUAUGAACACUUGCUCCUUCUUGUUGUUGCAUCGUAUCUGGCUGAAGGUCGUGAACUUCAUCAUUCACAAAUUCAAGAUAUUGAAUUAUUAAUAAAACAAUUUCUUGAUUUAUUUCCUUAUUUGUACUCAAAUCGUCAUAUUGUUCAGAACGUUCAUUCACUAUGUCAUUUACAACAGUCUCUUCAAGGCUUUGGCUCAUUAGCACUUUACUCCAAGUUCAACUUCGAAAACGUUCUCGGUAAGGCUUUUGUUUGA